Molecule: messenger RNA, 6091 nt
Organism: Liolophura sinensis
Lineage: Eukaryota; Metazoa; Mollusca; Polyplacophora; Chitonida; Chitonidae
Product: TBC1 domain family member 9B-like
Exons: 31
Coding region: 93-3938 (1281 amino acids)
Molecular function (GO): calcium ion binding
Source: RefSeq, a predicted model, not a curated record
GUAAAUAUGGAAGACACAGAUGUGAUUUGGCAGCUCUAGCUAUCCAUCAAGAAGAUCGUUAGUUCAGUUAUAUUUUUCGGGAAGUCACAGCAAUGUGGGUUCGCCCAGAAGAAAUACUAUUAGCGAAUGCACUAUGGGUGCAGGAGCGAGCCAACCCCUUCUUCCUGCUCCAGAAGCGGAAGGGCUACGGGGGAGGAGGGCUAACAGGGCUGUUGGUGGGGACACUGGAUACAGUCUUAGAUAAUAAGACUUUUCCAUAUCGAAUCCUUCAUCAAACCCCAAGUUCUGAAGUUUACUACACUGUAUCUGUGUCCAGUAACAGAAGAGACAUACUGAAGGACUGGGAAUGGCUGGAGCAGAAUUUGCUCCAAACAUUAGGAGCCUUUGACAGUGAAGAAGAUGCAACAGAGUUUGUUAGGUGUAAAAUAGAGAGUCUGUGCGCUAACAAGGAGGUGCCUAAAGAAGUUGAUGAUGAAACAGAGAGAUUUAAAACAGCAACACGGAAAUUUUACAAAUUAUUUAAUAUGCCAAAAGAGGAGAAAUUGGUUAACUACUACUCGUGUAGUUUCUGGAAGGGCAAGGUGCCCCGGCAGGGCUGGAUGUACCUAAGUGUCAAUCACCUCUGUUUCUACUCAUUCCUAAUGGGCAAGGAGGCCAAAAUUGUGCUGAGAUGGACAGAUAUAACGAAACUGGAAAGAGGCAAUAAUAUGCUAUUCCCAGACAGUAUCAAAGUAUCGACUAGAGAUACUGAGUACUUUUAUUCCAUGUUCUUCAACAGUGCAGAUACGUACAAGUUGAUGGAGCAGUUAGCCAAUAUGGCCAUGAAACAGCUCAUUUCUGAAGAGGGCUUUGAGCAAGAUCAUUCUAUACGAUUUAUGUCCAGGAAAAAAAAGAAAAUAUCAUCUUUAAAAAGAGACCUGGAUGCCAGAGCAAGGAGUGAAAUAUUUAGGUCAGCUUUCAGAUUACCACAGGAGGAGAAGUUAGAUGGUGACUCUGAAUGCACUCUAUGGACACCCUACAACAAGCAGCAUGUCUGGGGCAGGAUGUACCUCUCUGUCAACUACCUCUGUUUUACCAGCAGAGUAAGGCGUUUAGUGACUGUGAUUAUACCCCUGAGGGAUAUACUUCUGGUGGAGAAGGUGGACAACGCUUCCACAGGGAACAUCAUGAAUAACGCUCUGGUUAUAACCACCAAAGGAAAGAUGAACUUUGUGUUCACACAGUUUAAAGACAGGAACAUGAUAUUAGAGAGGAUAUCAGAUUUCCUGUCCAAACAGUCUGUAAAUAAAAAAUACCCUGAAAAUUCAACCAAAGAAGACAACAGUUCAAACUCAUCAUUAGAGCAAUCCAAGGACAUUGCAGGUGACAUAGAGGGUAAUGGGGAGUUUCAGCCAGCGCUAAUCAGCUUGUUCUGCCGUCGAAACUCAGAUGAGCUCUCAGCUAAGGAGUCCGUCAAACAACACUUGUGGGAUGUCCACUUUGCGGAGUAUGGCAGGGGCAUGUGUAUGUACAGGACCCACAGGACUCAUGAGCUGGUGCUAAAGGGAAUACCAGAUAAGCUGAGGGGAGAGAUGUGGAUGCUCUUCUCAGGAGCAGUCAAUGAGAUGGAGACUAACCCAGGCUAUUACAAGCACAUUGUGAAGGAGAGCUGUAAGAAGUACACAUUUGCUGCGGAGGAGAUUGAGAGAGAUCUCCACAGAUCCCUACCUGAGCACCCAGCCUUCCAGUCUCAGCUAGGCAUUGAUGCCCUCAGGAGAGUCCUUACCAGCUAUGCCUGGAGAAAUCCCAAUAUAGGCUACUGUCAAGCCAUGAACAUUGUCACCAGUGUCCUGCUGCUAUAUGCAAAUGAGGAGAAUGCAUUUUGGUUGUUGACUGCCUUGUGUGAACGACUUCUCCCUGAUUACUACAACACCAAAGUAGUGGGCGCUCUCAUUGACCAAGGUGUAUUUGAAGACCUGAUACAGGAUAACCUGCCCAGCCUGUUUCAGAAGCUGGAGACACUGGGUUUACUGAGUAUGAUAUCACUGUCCUGGUUCCUCACCAUAUUUCUCAGUGUGAUGCCAUUCAACUGUGCCGUCAAUAUCCUUGAUGUGUUCUUCUACGAUGGAGCUAAGGCUAUCUUCCAAAUUGCCCUGACAAUUCUGGACAGUAAGAAAGAGAAGCUGUUGAAGUGCAAUGAUGACGGCGAGGCCAUGACGAUCCUAGCAGAGUACCUGGAGAAUGUGACGAAUAGAGACUCUACCAUGCCUCUGGUCCUACACACUUCUUCCUUCUCCAAUAACCCACAGCCCAGAAAAGGGCCUACCGUAGAUGUGACUGAUCUGAUUGAGGAGAGCUACACAAAGUUUGGACACAUCACAAACCAGGAUAUAGACAAGCUGAGACUGAAGUACAGACUAAGGGUUGUUCAGAAUAUUGAGGAUGUGAUGACAAAGAAUAUCUUGAGGAGUGUGUCAUCCGAGACCCUGUUACAGGGGAAGGAGCUGGAAGAGCUCUUUGUCGUCUUCAAGGAGGAGUACUUGACGUCAUGUUACUGGCGGACCUCCCAGCCUCCCCCAACGGAUCCGGAUAAGUAUGACCCGUCACGGCCCUACUAUGAGCAGUACAAAGUGGACCAGGACCAGUUCUGUACCAUGUUCCUAAGCCUGUCCCCAUGGGCACGGGGAGACUGUGCUGACACCCUCUCCCUCAGGGCUUUCAGAUUUUUGGAUGAGGAUAACGACCACAUGAUCAAUUUUAAGGAGUUUGCUUACCUGAUGGGGAUCAUUUGUAAGGCUAGCCUGACACAGAAGCUGAAGCUAUUGUACAUGCUACACCAGCCUCCAUCCCUGCUGCCCUCAGACCUAGAGAGAGUGGACACACCCAAGUCAGAAGCAACAGAAGAUGCUGUUGAGGCUGCAGAGUUCUUCGAUGAUGAUGAGGAUGGGAAAUCUUCCAGCACUGACCCACAGGAUGACCUGGAACUUCCUAGUACAGGUAUAUCCCCACCUAUUCCCCCCACAGAAGGGAAUGGACCAGCCUCCUCACCCCCCAAAACCCUGGAACUAAGCACAGAGCAGAGUGCACCUGAGUUGACCAACAAUGUGGCAGAUAGUGCCCAAGAGUUAGUAGGGAGUGUCAGCUUGGAAUCUGAGUUGACUCUCAGUGUAGACACAACAAGCCCAGGCACUCCUUCUGACUCCUUACAAGAGAGCCUUUUGGCCAGUGGUCACUCCAUGGGCAGUUUCAAGAGGUCAGAGCUGCUGUUACAGAGGUCAGAUUCUAAAGCUGAGUUCCUGAACAUUCCUAAACUUAACCAGGAGCAGUUUAUCCAGCUGUGGAAGACGCUGUAUAACCUGUUUGCUGACCACCCCGAGGAGCAACAGCUGUAUCACUCCAUCGCCACAGUGGGUAUGCUGCUUCAGGAGAUCGGAGAGGCAGGAAAGAAGAUCCAGAUGAUGAGACAACUGUCAGAGGAGAACCCCAGGACACCUGAAUCAGAGCUCAUGCUUUCGCUGGACGGCAUCACAGAGGUGGACGCACAAAUUGCCUCCACUCUGGAAAAGAGCCUGAAGAUAGAGGGCACUGCUGCAGAUUCUGAUGCCAUAACAACUAAAGCCGAGGGGACAGGAGACAGCAGCGAGCAGGAUGGGCCUGGAGAUGGUGUUGGGGACCAGGGGACGAAUGAGGCGAGUGACAGAGCUGGCGGUGGGGAUCUCUCCAAUCCUAUCCCCUCCAGCCUGAGUCAGCCAUCUUUGGCAGAGUCAGGGAGCAGCAAUUCGACCAAGUAUGAUGUGGACUGGUCCGUCACUUUUGAGCAGUAUUUAGCCUCCAUGUUAAUUGAGGAGCCAAUUGUGCGAUUCUUUGAAAAAGAGGCGAAGAUUAUUGCUGUGAUAGAGCGUAUGAGGAGUCAGAAACUUUACACCCGUCAGACAAGCACCUCAUUCUCUGAGAAAUAAGACAAGUUCUGUAACUAAUUAGAGGUAGUCAUUAUAUUUUAUCCUGUAGAUUGACGUAUUGUAUCGUAUAUACUGCUUUAGACUCAUAGCCACAAGGAAAGUUAUUGAUAAUAGUGAAGAAGUUGAGGUAUCACCAUGUAAGUGGAAAGAGUUCCACUGCGGUUGGCGAGAUCUUUGACACACAUCCCAGCAAGAGGGUGAGGAGGUUUUGUGAAACGUUUCACAUUUAGUUGGUGAUGGCUGGACUUGUUCAUUGUUGCUUGUAUCAUGUACAAAGAUGUGAGACAAAGAUUGAACACAAACUGUAACAUAAUAAAUACCUUAUUUUUGCUGCUAUAAUAAGUUUUGCUCUGCUGAAGUAUUAAAUUUUGUAUUGUGAGCUUAUCAGUUUUUUGCCAAAAGCUGAUUUGAGGACCUCCUUUGACUGUAUAGAACAAAGAGCACUGAUGUCAUUAUUUGUUUAUUGGAGGUACAUGCAUCAAGUGAGCAAGAAAUACAUGUAUGUGUUUGAAUUAUAAUGGAUAUAUGAUGAUGGACGAUUUAAAACGUAUGGUUCAUUACUAUGAAAAUGGACUUUGUUAAUCAAACAGUUUGAUGAAAUGGUUGAAAGAUUUAGUUUGCAUAUCAUGAAAUACAUAAAUUGCUUAAAGCUGGAUCUUGUGUUGAGAUAUUUUCAUGAAAUAUGUCCGCUAAAGGAUAACAGUACUUACAUGAAGAUUGACUGGUAAUUUCCUACAUUUACAUUCAUGUCAGCGCAUAUUGUGUUUUUUUGGGUGAACAAAUUUGUAGUUUAUAUAAUACUUGUAUUUAUAAAUUUUUCACUCAUUUUUUUUUUCAGUAUGGCUAGAAAUUUUUAGAUUAAAUUGAUAAUGAAGUUUUAUCAAAUUGCAGCCAUAGUGUGUAUUUAAAUCACCAUCAUUUUCAACAGUGUUUUUCUUUGAAGUAUUUUUCAUGGGUUUCUUUGAUCACAAGUAGGUGUGCUGUUUCCUGGAGCUGCUGUCUGUAAGCUUGUUUCCAUGGGUAACUACAACUCACUGACACCGGUUGAGAAGAAUCACCUCCAAAUGACUAGGUUGUCUGUUCAUGCACAUUGGACACAGAUAGUAAGGUAACAGUUGUGGUCAUUGUAUUGUGCAGGUAAUUUAUCGGUCAGUGUCAUAUACAGGUACCUGUACUGCCAGAGCUGAACUGUGCUUCCUUCCGUGCUCAGCAUACAAGAAGUGACACGUGACAGUAGUAUACUAGAGCGUAUGUUCAACUGUGAUCAGUUUUGGAAAGGACAUGUAAAGACACGCAUAGCUAAUUGUUGACAACAUUCUGGAGCUUCUAUUGCUGCUGUUAGGAUUUCCAAGAGGCCAGUCGAUUCCUGCAGUCAUUAUACGUGUAUCCCGGGAUGUAUGAAUACAGGAGCAUAUCAUGUGUAAUCAUAGGUUGUACAGAGAACAGGGUGGUAGUAAAGACACCUCAUACAUAUAUUGUUAUGUGACAUUUCACAAAGGUAUCCAGCCAUAGUGCACAGGGAAUUCAAAGUGAUAGCACUCUUAUUAUACACUGUUCACGCUUCAUAGAUCACUGCAUUUCAGUAUAUGAGGUCCUCAUUAUGUUGUACCCUAGAGAUAAACUGUUACAUGAUGGAAUAACAUUUGUUGUUACCAAAGUACAGUGCGUGUUUAUAUACUUUAGUAUGGCAGGUGUCCUGGAACAAAAUGAAAAUAGGACAGGCGGUUUGUGUACAGUUGCAGCCCGAAGUUCGGAUGUAAUAGUUUGAAAUUUGUACCUUUCCCAGUAUGCGUGCAUGACCAUAAUAACCAGCUCAUUCACCAGAUUUAUUUUAUUUGAAUGUUGUGUAUACAGUCCAUUGAAGUUCAGGUGGUUAACACCUAUUAUAUAGUUGUGCCAUGUAUGUUUAUCUCUUUGUUAAAUUGGCUGAAGUCCUGUGUCAGGCGCUCAAAACAGUCUGAAUCCUGUGUCAUGGGCCCAACUGUCUGAAAUCCUGUGUCACGGGUUCAAAAAAGUCUGAAUCCUCUCUCACGGGCUCAAAACAGUUUGUGUCAUGGACUCAAAACUUAGCAUACAGACAGAUCUACAAGUCCCAGACGUAUUCCCAUGCAGAGAAUACUUCCAUCAAGCUAAGCAUACAGACAGGCCUACAA